This is a messenger RNA of Opisthorchis viverrini, 558 nucleotides long. RefSeq lists its product as hypothetical. NCBI's taxonomy places the organism in Eukaryota, Metazoa, Platyhelminthes, Trematoda, Opisthorchiida, Opisthorchiidae. The record is from RefSeq and is a predicted model, not a curated record. The transcript has 5 exons. The coding region runs from base 1 to 558 and encodes 185 amino acids.
AUGUUUCGUCGAGUUAGAGCGCUGUGCACAGAAGAGAUCGAUCGGAUGGCAGCUCAAAUCGAGAUUGCCAACAAACUUCAAGAAAUAGGAUACCCAGCCAUUGUGUGCGGUGAAAAUGGAGCACAUUUUGAAGUGACGGAUCACGAGCAUUGGCGUCGCGAACCAUGGCGGAAUAAUCAACGUCAGUCGGCUAGCAGGCACGAGGUGAGUGUGCAAAAAUGUCUGGCAGAGCAAGUUGCAGACGAGGGGAAACGACCAAGGGUUAUAGGCGCUGACCAAUUUGGUGGGGACAAAUGCGAGGACCUGGAAUGGAAGUCCAUCCGCCGCCGGCACAACGCUGUUAUUGAGGUUUUCGGAAAGGAACGGAAGCAUAGGAAGGUAAUUGAUGUCAAUAUUUUGUUGCCCGUCUGUCAAAGCCUGCAAGUUCGUCUCUAUUGCACCUAUCUUCGAGCGCCCACUCCGAUGGAAAAUCGGCCGACCGGGUAUCGAACCCGGAUCAUUCAGGCGGCAGGCAAAAGCGCUACCCGUGUAUCACCUCUGUCAGAUGGCCCUUGCUGA